Messenger RNA from Ylistrum balloti, 4368 nucleotides. RefSeq lists its product as uncharacterized. The transcript is spliced from 12 exons. Gene Ontology annotation, biological process: activation of GTPase activity. Gene Ontology annotation, molecular function: GTPase activator activity. The coding region runs from base 1 to 4368 and encodes 1455 amino acids. The record is from RefSeq and is a predicted model, not a curated record. Gene Ontology annotation, cellular component: early endosome. Lineage: Eukaryota; Metazoa; Mollusca; Bivalvia; Pectinida; Pectinidae.
AUGGACCCUGUCAUGGCAUUCAGCACUAUAUUUAAGAAGGCUUCCAACUUUCUGGGGAUUGGGUCAGAUUCCCCAAAACAUCCUCCUCUGGAUGGAGAGAUCAUCUACUGUAAAAACAAUGUAUGUGUGCAUCCCCCAGCACCCAUGACAAUGGAUACAGAGCACCACCCUGGCUAUCUCACUCUCAGGUCACAACAGGAGGAGAACAAUGGUCCUACUCUGAUUCUAACUUGGAUACCUAAUUCCUCUCUAAAGAAAAAUCCUCGUAGCAUAGAGAACAGCCCCAACCGCACUGAUGUGUCUACACCUAAAGUUAGUCCACGGCGGCCCCCACGUCCGGACUUCGCCCGGUCUGACCAGCCCACACCUUCCCCUAGCAGCUCCCCACGAGGUUCAUGUGUGUCCGCCAGCAGUGAUGUGUGUGAUGGUCCAAGCACUAAAACACACAAACGUAUUAGCAUUGACAACAGCAGUGUGUUGUCAGAAUGUUCCCGUGAUGAGUAUUGUGAUAGCUGGGCGCCACACGAAGAUCAUGGACGCAAGUUAAGUACCAGUAAUAAAUCUCAAACAGAUUCAGGGAUAGGUCCUGAUGAGGUGCUGCAGAACAAUGAGCUACCUGCCUCAAGUGUGAGUAAAGGGGUCAGAGUAGGGCUUACUGUCAAUAACCUACAUUGUCAGAAAGAGGGCAAUACUAAUGGUAAAACGACACCUUGUCUCGACUCGUCCUCACCAGACACCAGUGAUGGUCUGACUCCUGAGGAACAGCUUGCAGCUAUGCUCAACAGAAAUAAACUGCGUGCUAAACCUACAAGAGAUCGAAUAGACUCUAAUAAAUCUGUUAGUAUUGAAAUGAAUGGUGACAAUUUAGUGGUGGUAACAGAGGAGGUGGACAGAGCAGAUAAGUACGAUUUACAGGACUGUAACAUUAACAAAAAUGACAGUAAAUUUGACAGUAGUAGUUCCACAGAUGUAGAACAGAACAGUGUGAGUUCCGAUUCCACACAUCCAAGUCCGUCAGGCCGUCAUUACAACAACAUGUUACAGGAACUCAGGGAAGAUAUUGAUAAUAAUGGACAUAUUGAACAGCAAUCUCCAAAAACUUGUCCAAAUGUUCCCACUGAUUUACAACUGGCUCCAUCUUCAAAAAGUUAUCAGAACGAUCUGACAACACCAGAUAUCAGUGUUACAAGGUACCGCCUAUCUUCCUCCUCCUCCACUAGUACAUCAGGGCCUGAUUCUGGCCCACCAAGUCCCUCCCUCGUCUCAUCUCCUGACUGGGACCAGCCCCCAGACACGCCCUCAAGUUGUGAAUCGGGUGCACAUAACCUUACUUUUCCUAACAAUUCCCUUGGCUUAGGAGGAGCACGGCGUGAAAACAGAUGUGCAAAGGACCAAGUGUGUGGUGUGUUCUCUGUGGAUUUAGGACAAAUGCGGUCACUGCGCCUGUUCUACAGUGACCGAGGCUGCAGUAAAGGACAGGUAGUCAUUGCCAGCAGAGAAAGUCAGUACAAAAUUCUUCAUUUCCAUCAUGGAGGCUUGGAUAAACUGGCAGAAAUAUUUGAUGACUGGAAUUUAUUUGCCAAAACACAAGAAAAGAACAAGGAAACAGAUCGAAAUUACAGCCAGUUCUUAAUUGUGCGACCACAGCUGACAGAUGAACAGUGUCAUCCAGAGGAAGGUGUGUAUGGAGUUGUGUGUGAUGAGAUGUGGAAACGACAUAUGACAGUGGACGGUAUUAUAGAGGAAGACUUUCAACUCCGCAAGAGUAUUUUCUUCGGUGGCUUGGAGCCGUCCCUUCGACAUGAAACAUGGCCUUUUCUAUUACAUUAUUAUCCCUAUCGUUCAACUCACGAGGAACGAGAACACAUUCGUAAUGACCGUUACAUCGAUUACCAGAACAUCAGAAAAAAAAGGGAAAUGAUGACGGAAGAAGAACAAGAUGAGUUCUGGCGUAAAAUCCAGUCCAUUGUAGAGAAGGAUGUGGUCAGAACUGACCGGACACAUCCAUAUUUCCGUGGGGAGGACAAUCCUAACAUUGAGGUGCUUAAGAAUAUAUUGCUGAACUAUGCAAUGGCUAACCCACAUAUGGGCUACACACAGGGUAUGUCCGAUCUCCUGGCACCUGUCCUCGCUGAGAUCCAAAACGAGGCAGAUGCUUUCUGGUGCUUCACAGGACUUAUGCAGCGAACACUGUUUGUGAGUUCCCCCAAAGAUUCUGAUAUGGACAAACAGUUGAAUUACUUGCGAGAACUGAUACGUAUCAUGCUGCCAGAUUUCUUUAUGCAUCUCAAGAGACUUGGCCAGGAUGCCAUGGAGCUCCUCUUCUGUCACAGAUGGAUCCUUUUGUGCUUUAAACGGGAGUUCCCUGAAGGGGAUGCCCUAAAGAUCUGGGAAUCUUGCUGGGCCCACUAUCAGACUGACUAUUUCCAUCUUUUUAUCUGUGUGGCCAUUGUUAGUAUCUACGGCGAUGAUGUCAUUGAUCAAGGUCUCCCCGCUGAUGAAAUUCUGCUCCACUUUAGUAGCCUCGCCAUGCAUAUGAAUGGCGACAUGGUGCUGAGGAAGGCACGAGGACUCCUGCACCAGUACAGAAAAAUUCCAAAGAUUCCAUGUACACUGCAUGGCUUGUGUACCCUUUGUGGGCCAGGUAUGUGGGACAGUGGUCAUGUUCCUACAGUAGCUUGUGUUGGUAAUCACCCAGACGGUGUCUGUCCAUAUCAUAGCAACCCCAGUACUCCAAACUCACCGGACCAUCAACAUCAACUAUACAACCCCAGUACUCAGACUCACUGGACCAUCAACAUCAACUCUAGCAACCCCAGUACUCAGACUCACUGGACCAUCAACAUCAACUCUAGCAACCCCAGUACUCAAACUCACUGGACCAUCAACAUCAACUAUAGCAUCCCCAGUACUCAAACUCACCGGACCAUCAACAUCAACUAUAGCAACCCCAGUACUCAGACUCACUGGACCAUCAACAUCAACUCUAGCAACCCCAGUACUCAAACUCACUGGACCAUCAACAUCAACAAUAGCAACCCCAGUACUCAAACUCACUGGACCAUCAACAUCAACUAUAGCAUCCCCAGUACUCAAACUCACUGGACCAUCAACAUCAACUAUAGCAACCCCAGUACUCAAACUCACUGGACCAUCAACAUCAACUAUGGCAACCCCAGUACUCAAACUCACUGGACCAUCAACAUCAACUAUAGCAACCCCAGUACUCAAACUCACUGGACCAUCAACAUCAACAAUAGCAACCCCAGUACUCAAACUCACUGGACCAUCAACAUCAACUAUAGCAACCCCAGUACUCAAACUCACUGGACCAUCAACAUCAACAAUAGCAACCCAAUACUCAAACUCACUGGACCAUCAAUAUCAACUAUAGCAACCCCAGUACUCAGACUCACUGGACCAUCAACAUCAAUUAUAGCAACCCCAGUACUCAAACUCACUGGACCAUCAACUAUAGCAACCCCACUACUCAAACUCACUGGACCAUCAACAUCAACAAUAGCAACCCCAAUACUCAAACUCACUGGACCAUCAACAUCAACUAUAGCAACCCCAGUACUCAAACUCACUGGACCAUCAACAUCAACUAUAGCAACCCCACAACCCCAGUACUCCAAAUUCACCGGACCAUCAACAUCAACUAUAGCAACCCCACUACUCAAACUCACUGGACCAUCAACAUCAACAAUAGCAACCCCAAUACUCAAACUCACUGGACCAUCAACAUCAACAAUAGCAACCCCAGUACUCAAACUCACUGGACCAUCAACAUCAACUAUAGCAACCCCAGUACUCAAACUCACUGGACCAUCAACAGUGGCAACCCCAGUUCUCAAACUCACUGGACCAUCAACAUCAACAAUAGCAACCCCAGUACUCAAACUCACUGGACCAUCAACAUCAACUAUAGCAACCCCAGUACUCAAACUCACUGGACCAUCAACAUCAACUAUAGCAACCCCAGUACUCAAACUCACUGGACCAUCAACUAUGGCAACCCCAGUUCUCAAACUCACUGGACCAUCAACAUCAACAGUAGCAACCCCAGUACUCAAACUCACUGGACCAUCAACAUCAACUAUAGCAACCCCAGUACUCAAACUCACUGGACCAUCAACAUUAACUAUAGCAACCCCAGUACUCCAAAUUCACAGGACCAUCAACAUCAACUAUAGCAACCCCAGUACUCAAACUCACUGGACCAUCAACUAUGGCAACCCCAGUACUCAAACUCACUGGACCAUCAACAUCAACUAUAGCAACCCCAGUACUCAAACUUACUGGAUCAUUAAUAAAAUUAACAUAAAUUACUCCCACAUGAAAAUACCUGAUGCUUUUAUCCGAUAA